AUGUCCAACGGGCGGAUGAGGAGGAGAGAAGGAUUUUCGAAGUUUAACAAGAUCUAUGAAUAUGAGUAUCAUUUGUUUGGAAAGGAUGUGUCGGUCAUCAUGACCUCUGUCUCUGGACACUUGUUGGGGAUGGAUUUUCAGAGACAUCUCAAAUCCUGGCACAGCUGUAACCCAGUGUCUCUUUUUGAUGCUGAAGUUGAGAAGUUUUGCCCAGAUGAUAUGAUUAACAUCAAGAGAACACUGGAACGAGAGGUGCGGGCGUGUCAAGUUCUCGUCAUAUGGACAGAUUGCGAUCGGGAAGGAGAGAACAUCGGUUUUGAAAUUAUCGAUGUCUGCAAAGCAGUAAAAUCAAAUUUGCAGGUGUUCCGUGCCCGCUUCUCUGAGAUCACGACUCGUUCCAUCUGCACAGCUUGUCAGAACUUUACUCGUCCGGACCAGAACACCAGCGAUGCCGUAGAUGUGAGGAUGGAGCUGGACCUUCGGAUAGGUGCUGCUUUCACCAGGUUCCAGACUCUCCGCCUGCAGAAGAUUUUCCCCUCUGUGUUGUCUGACCAGCUCAUCAGCUAUGGAAGCUGUCAGUUCCCCACCUUGGGGUUUGUGGUGGAGAGGUUCAAGGCAAUCCAGGCCUUUAUUCCUGAGACCUUCUACAAGAUCAGAGUUACUCAUGAACAUGAAGAUGGGAACGUAGAAUUCAGCUGGAAGAGGAACCGUUUGUUCAACCACACGGCAUGCCUUGUUCUAUACCAGAUCUGCAUGGAGGAUCCCACAGCCACGGUUGUUCAAGUGGGAAGCAAACCAAAGAGCAAAUGGAGGCCGGUUGCCCUGGACACUGUGGAGAUGGAAAAACUGGCUUCUAGAAAACUGAAAAUUGGAGCAAAGGAGACAAUGAAAAUUGCUGAGAAGCUUUACACCAGGGGUUAUAUCAGUUACCCCCGAACAGAAACCAACAUUUUCCCAAAGGACUUAAACCUCACGCCAUUGGUUGAGCAGCAGACACAGGACCCUCAGUGGGGUGGCUUUGCACAACGAAUCUUGGAGAGGGGUGGACCAACUCCUAGGAACGGGAACAAAUCAGAUCAGGCCCAUCCCCCCAUCCACCCUACUAAGUACGCCAGCAACCUGCAGGGAAACGAGCAGCGGAUCUAUGAGUUCAUUGUGCGCCAUUUCUUGGCCUGCUGCUCCCAGGAUGCUCAGGGGCAGGAGACCACCGUGGAGAUCGACAUCGGUGCCGAGAGGUUUGUGGCUCAUGGGCUGAUGAUUAUCGCCAGAAAUUACUUGGAUGUCUAUCCGUACGACAAGUGGAACACAAAGGUCAUCCCUGUGUAUGAGAUGGGUGAGAGCUUCCAGCCCACCAUGGUGGAGAUGGUAGAUGGCGAGACCUCCCCACCGCAGCUGCUUACAGAAGCCGAUCUCAUAUCUCUAAUGGAGAAACAUGGAAUAGGGACUGACGCUACCCAUGCAGAGCACAUUGAGACCAUUAAGUCACGCAUGUACGUGGGCCUUACCCCAGAGCAGAGGUUCCUUCCAGGAGAACUAGGGAUGGGCUUGGUGGAGGGAUACGAUUCCAUGGGUUUCGAGAUGUCCAAGCCUGACCUUCGAGCUGAGUUGGAGGCGGAUCUAAAGCUCAUUUGUGAAGGAAAAAAGGACAAGUUCACCGUCCUGAGACAACAAGUGCAGAAAUACAAGCAGGUCUUCAUAGAGGCUGCAGCCAAAGCCACCAUGCUGGACGAGGCUCUGUCUCAGUACUUUGGCCAGGCAGCAGAGCAUGUGCAACAGCAGGAGAUCUAUGCGGAAACGCCAGUGCCUAUACGAAAAUGUCCAUACUGUAGCAGGGAUAUGGUGCUGAAGACCAAGAGAGAUGGAGGGUUCUACAUUUCGUGUACGGGUUAUCCCAGUUGUAAAACGACAAUCUGGUUGCCCAGUUUUGUUCUGGAGGUGUCACGGGAUGAUAGUGUGUGUGAUGUGUGUAGACCUCAUCCAGUCCACAAGUUGAAGCUGAAGUUUAAACGUGGCAGUGUCCCCCCUCUGAUGCCCCUGGAGUUUGUGGGCUGUAUUGGUGGCUGUGAUGAAACUCUUCGAGAAAUCCUUGAUCUGAAAUAUCUACAGGGUGGCAGCAGAGCACCCCAGCCUGGCCCUCCCCGUGAGAACAACCACCUGCAGGUUAACCAGACGAACAGGCAGCCACCACAAAAAAAGAGCGAAAAAACACAACUGGUGACACCAGCGGUGCAGAAAAGUGCGCCACCCAUCAGUGUAAAUCCUGCGAAUAAUGAAGUGGUGUGCAACUGUGGUGUCGGUGCUGUGCAGCUUACUGUGCGUAAAGAGGGACCCAACCAGGGGCGCCAGUUUUACAAAUGCAACGAAGGAAAAUGCAACUUCUUUUUGUGGGCGGAUCAGGAAAACGGGGCUGGCAGGAGUCCCCCUCUACUGCAGGUGUCCGCAGGAUGUCCAUCAACCUCGUUCAACAGUUCCAGUGCCUCCGAAGGGUUUAGAACGGCAGGAGGAAGCAGGGAUUUGGGAGGACAGACCAAGUGCAUGUGCAAUCAGCCGGCCAUUACUCGUACUGUGCAAAAGGAUGGCUCCAACAAAGGCAGACAGUUCCACACCUGCUCCAAACCCAGAGAGCAACAGUGUGGCUUCUUCCAGUGGGCUGACGAGAACGUCCCUCCAGGUGAGAAACCCAUAGGAAGUCCUUCUGGAGAUUUUCCUACCACUUUCAGAGGAGGAUUUGGUCAGAAAAAUAAAAGAACCGAUAACUCUGACAAAGCUCCGACAGCCAAGAGAGCGCGCACGUGUGGCAUCUGUCACCAGCCCGGCCACAACCGAACGAGCUGCCCCCAGAACAGAUGA
This is a messenger RNA of Staurois parvus, 2850 nucleotides long. The record is from the annotation of a GenBank genome assembly. Lineage: Eukaryota; Metazoa; Chordata; Amphibia; Anura; Ranidae.